Molecule: messenger RNA, 2443 nt
Organism: Phyllostomus discolor (pale spear-nosed bat)
Lineage: Eukaryota; Metazoa; Chordata; Mammalia; Chiroptera; Phyllostomidae
Gene: N4BP2L2
Product: NEDD4 binding protein 2 like 2
Biological process (GO): negative regulation of transcription by RNA polymerase II
Cellular component (GO): nucleus
Molecular function (GO): transcription corepressor activity
Source: RefSeq, a predicted model, not a curated record
AUACACCUCAAUUCAAGUGUGUGUGCGUCGGGAGGAGUGGUGGUGACGUUUCCGAUUUUUUCCUUCUUCCGUCUGCGAUGUGUACACUUGCCAGCACUUGGUCGGACCCCCUUCUGAUACCUAUACAGAAUUCUUGGCAGAACCCCAACCUGUUUCCAUUGAGACAGAGGAAGCGAUGACGCACUUUUGCCCUGGCCGCCCAGUCGGGAGGCUGUGGGUUGCAGGUUGUGCACAGACCGCGCUCGGUUACAACAACCCCCCUGUCUUUUGGGGACUUUUCUGACGUUUCGAUUGCGGAAAACGAGAAGCCGAGAGGUGGCCGAGUUGAAGCUGUUUCCUGGAAUUCGGCAUUCUUUACAGUUGUGUCUUACUUGAGCCACUGACCUAUCGAUACCGUUCUCUGUGGGCCUUUUUACCUUUUCCUUUUUCAUCGUGUUGGAGCAGCACCAGAGAGCGGACAGAACGAACAUGCCUUAUGAUGAAAUUGAAGCUAAAUUUUUGGGACAUGGGGAAGACCUAACAAGUGAACCAUGCUACAAGAAACCGAAGUCAACUGAAGAGUCUUUUAUUUUCCCCCGUCAUGGUAUUUCUAAUUUUCACAGAGUACAAGAGAAAACUGGAAAUGAUUGGGUCCCUGUGACCAUUACUGAUGUCAGAGGACGUGGUUCUUCUCAGGAAGACAACAAAACUACAAAUUUGCUGAAACCAGUGCAUGAUAAGAUGCUUAGUAAUAGACCAGCUGUUUCUGAGUCCGUUAAUUCACAAGUUUUACAGGCUACAAGUUCUCCAUUGGUAUCCACAGAUGAUGAGAUAUACAGCACAAGUAAAGCAUUUAUAGGACCCAUUUACAAACCCCCUGAGAAAAAGAAAUGUAAUAAAAAGAGGAAGCAAGUAGACAAUAUUAAGGGCAUAAAUGGCGAAGGAGGACAAGAUGAGAAACAAAAAUUUAACUGGAAAAAAUCAGAGAUUGAUAAUGAGUUAUUCCAGUUUUACAAAGAAAUCGAAGAACUUGAAAAUGAAAAAGAUGAUUUAGAAGGCAGUUGUAAGGAACCCAAACUGUCUGAGGAACAAUUUAUUUCAUAUGAUCAGGGACAUAAUAAUGAUCUGAUGAAAUACGCAGAAGAAAAGAAAAGAGAUCUUAGUAGUGCUCUUCAGUUGCAUUGUGGUUAUCAACAGGACAUGGGGAAUGAGCCAGGCAGAUAUCCUUGUCAUGGACAACUGAUACCUACAUUUUGUGAUGUGUCCUUUGCUUCCUUCAGGCAUGAAUGGCAAUCAGUGCAUUCUUUUAUAAUACCCAGAGGUCCUCCUUUUUCUAGUUCUAACUGUCAUUUAAAUGUUCAAAGAUUCAGUGCUCCACCAAAAUAUCAUCAAAUUUUCCUUGCCCAAGAUGGCUCUCAGACACAAAAAGGAGGUUAUAUGAAUAACUGUCAUGGUAAUUGGAAUUGUUUGACUUUUGAUCAGAGCAAUGAAUAUACUGACUUUAGUGAAAAUAUCGGUAGUGAUCUUCCCUUUGGAAAUGGCUACACUGUACAAGAUGCAUAUGUGAGUAGUGGUUGCUGUGAACCUAGUAAAGGAUGCUGGAAAGAUCCUAUAGAUAAGCAUAAUAGCCCAGAUAGGUUUAUGAACCAGCAGUUUCAAGAGGAGAAGUUAGGUAAAUUGCAGAAGUUACUUAUUCUUUUAAGAGGCUUGCCUGGUUCUGGAAAAACAACAUUAUCUCGAAUUCUGCUUGGUCAGAGUCGUGAUGGCAUUGUGUUCAGCACUGAUGACUAUUUUCACCAUCAAGAUGGGUACAGGUAUAAUGUUAAUCAGCUUGGUGAUGCCCAUGACUGGAACCAGAACAGAGCUAAACAAGCUAUCAAUCAGGGGAGAUCUCCAGUUAUAAUAGACAACACUAAUACACAAGCUUGGGAAAUGAAACCAUAUGUGGAAAUGGCCAUAGGAAAAGGAUACAGAGUGGAGUUUCAUGAACCUGACACUUGGUGGAAAUUUGAUCCUGAAGAAUUAGAAAAGAGGAAUAAACACGGUGUAUCUCGAAAGAAGAUUGCUCAAAUGUUGGACCAUUAUGAAUAUCAAAUGUCCAUCUCUAUUGUAAUGAAUUCAGUGGAACCAGUGCACAAAAGCACACAAAGACUUCACCCUUCAGAGGAGAGACAGAGGUGGGGAAGUUCUCUAGGCUUGCACAAUCAAGUCUGUGUCACAUACAAUCAUUAAGGUGACUAUUUUCAGCUAACACAUUUGUUGCUUGCCUUUGAAAAAUAUUAUUGAGCCUUUCUUGAUGUUUAAGUAGUUUUAAAUUAAAAAAAAGAUUGCAUUGCCUCACAGAGGAUGUUCCCAGCAGUUGUUUGAAGUAUAAAUAAAAAUUACAUAAAUUGUAUUUUAAAUGUUUUUAUAAUCUUGUAAUACCUUUGGUUACUAUGAAGACAGACACCUGAGUCGGUAAGAA